This is a messenger RNA of Glarea lozoyensis ATCC 20868, 1194 nucleotides long. RefSeq names its product SET. The record is from RefSeq and is a predicted model, not a curated record. Bases 1 to 1194 code for a protein of 397 amino acids. Lineage: Eukaryota; Fungi; Ascomycota; Leotiomycetes; Helotiales; Helotiaceae. The transcript has a single exon. Gene Ontology annotation, molecular function: protein binding.
AUGGUGAUCACCUUCACCUUCAACUUGGAUUAUUGUAGGAAAGCCAGUUUUUGGGAAAGGAAGACACAAUCAAGACUAGUCGUUAAACGUAUACGCUCAAAAGCUCCUGAAUUUUUUUUGCACAACACGACGACGUUCAGACACAUCCACCAAGCAUCCUCAGUGCGCACAAUCCAAGCCAUCGCAAGAUCCUCCGCAGAUCUAGUACUUGAUCACACUCUGAAAACCAUGACUUCACCACAAGAAUCGAGUUCUAGCUCUACGAAGUCACCUGUCUUAGAUCGAAAGUCAGUCUCAGCACCACUCACACCACACAUCGAUACUUCAAACUCAUCCACCACCUCCUCAACAGCUGUUCUGUCACAGGAAUGCCGGCCAAAAGAUAGCAGCUCAGCUGAAGUUCACAAUACCUCUCCUCCUAUCACACAACUAUCAUUCUCCAGCCGCUCAGAUCUCACCAUCACCGCCCCUGACACCCCACCACCAAGCUUCGAUCAUCGUACCCUUAGGCCCUUGACAGAAGUGCUAGCCUCAGAAACAGGUGGACUGGGACUCUUCGCAAAGCGAGACAUACCUGCAGGAUCAAUCAUUCUCUACGAACCGCCAUUGCUGGUUAUCCCAUCUACCAUCAAUGUCGCUCUAACUCCUCACAUGGAGCGCGAGAAAAAGGAGCGAGAUUUCAAAGACGAAGUUCCGAACGAACUGCUUGAAUUGAUCCAAGGAAUGGAAGAAGAGAAGCGCAAGGAAUUUUACGGCCUUUGCGCGCAUAAACGUGAUGAGAGGGAAAGUAUUGACUUGGCUAUUAUAUGGACGAAUGGAUUUGAGAUUCUCGAUGGCAAAGGGACGGGAAUAUUUGAUAUCUUGAGCAGGAUUAACCAUUCUUGCGUUCCUAACUCGAGGGUUGUUUGGUGUGAUGCGAAGGAUGAGGAGCUACCGGCCAAGCAAGAUGGAGGAGAUGAUGAGAUCCAGAUACAGGAACUUAUGGAAGGAAACGGAAAAGAAGAAGGUAGAAUGAUGGUAUAUAACUCGUUCCCUCUAAUGGAAGGAGAAGAGAUCACGAUCGACUACGGCCAUGGAGUUGGAUGGUUGAAAAAGUGGUAUGGAUUUGAAUGUGCCUGUGGUUGUUGCACUGAUGGAAGCGAUUCUUCUUCUUGCUUAGAUGAAGAGCUGUUUCCUGAUGCGGAAGAUGAGUAA